AUGUUCAGCAUCAUAAUCAAAAAAAUGGCAUCAAACAACCGAAACUUUUUCGUCUUGUUUGCUUGUGUGAUGAGUUUAGUCUUCCUACAACUCGUUUCGGCCAAGUUAACCAUCCAACCAGAAAGCAAUUCUUGGUGGAUUCAACUUCACUCUACCGAACCAGCCAAAUACAUUAAAGUUUCGUAUAAAACUUCUUCAGGCCAAAGAGUUUCGGUUACUGCAAAACGUCCAAGUUGGGAUUCAGCACAUAACUAUUUCACAUGCAGCGCACCAGCAGAAAUUCCAAACAAUGCACUCACCACCUUUACUCUUAUCAAAAUGAAUGGAAAGCGUCAAACCAUGUCCAUGAAAUUCUAUAAUCGAAACUCUGUUUCUUCUUCUGGAGCUAGCUCUCACUCUGGUGGACACAGCCAUGGAUCCAACCCUUCUAGCAGCGGCAGUGGUCAUAAAAUUGCCUAUGCCACAUGGUAUGACCAAACAGCUGCUGGAACUCCAGUUUGUGGAUUCAAAACUAAAUAUUGUGGAGCUCCCUCAGAUCAAUUCGAAGGUCUUGGCGAAAGAGUUGGACCAUGUUCUGGUGGAUCUGCCAGUUCCACAUGUCAAAAUUGUCAACGUGGCUACUGUUAUGGUCCUAAAUGUGUAGCUCCACAUUGUAAACAUGGUGGUUGUAAUAAGAAACUCAAAAUUUGGUGUGUGGACACAGCUCAAGGAGCUUGCAAAACCACCAAACCAAUCAUCAUGACCAUUAAUAAUAUUUGUCCGAAAAGACAUCCUUGCAAUACAUGUAAGGGAGGUGAAAAUCCGUGUGCCAGAAAGGAUCACUUGGAUUUGUGUGAGAGUACCUUCUUUGCCAUUGCAAAUCAUCAACCAAGAGCUAAGGGAUUGAAAAUUGCCUUUGAAUUGGUUCAUUAA
Naegleria gruberi is the source of this 912-nucleotide messenger RNA. RefSeq lists its product as uncharacterized. The coding region runs from base 1 to 912 and encodes 303 amino acids. The transcript has a single exon. The record is from RefSeq and is a predicted model, not a curated record. NCBI's taxonomy places the organism in Eukaryota, Heterolobosea, Eutetramitea, Acrasida, Naegleriidae.